Molecule: messenger RNA, 5145 nt
Organism: Eremothecium cymbalariae DBVPG#7215
Lineage: Eukaryota; Fungi; Ascomycota; Saccharomycetes; Saccharomycetales; Saccharomycetaceae
Gene: RRP5
Product: Rrp5p
Exons: 1
Coding region: 1-5145 (1714 amino acids)
Biological process (GO): rRNA processing
Cellular component (GO): small-subunit processome; nucleolus
Molecular function (GO): protein binding; RNA binding
Source: RefSeq, a predicted model, not a curated record
AUGGCGGCAGAAGGUAUUAAUAAGAGAAAGAGGGAAGUUGAACCCCCCUUGGACGGACAAGGUUCUACGCAGCAGGUUGAGCAGUCAACCUUACUGAAAAGUACUGAAGAAAUAGCAUUUCCAAGAGGUGGAGCUUCGGUACUAACACCGUUGGAAUUAAAGCAAGUUGCUAACGAAGCAGCUCGUGAUGUGUUAUUUGGUGUUGAGGAAUCUUCAAAGAUGGAGGGAAGACCCAAAAAGAAGAAGAAGAAUUCCAGUGGUUCGAUGAAGGAAGGAGCCGGUAAUGUUAAGGGAUCUGAAGAUACAACUGAUAUUAUUGAGCAUGUCUCCUUUAGGGCUUUAACCCCUGGAACUCUUGUGCUGGGGCAAGUUUGUUCUAUUAGCAAGAUGGAUAUCUGUGUUGCAUUCACGGAUAAUCUAAGAGGUUAUGUUCCGUUAACUAAUAUUUCUGAUCGGUUUAGUUCAAUUUUGGAGGAAUUGGAUGAUGCUAUGGAAAGUGGCUCAGACAGUGAAGACGAGGAUGGUGAAUACGACUCCUCCGAUGAACGAAAAAAUGAGAACAAUAGACCAACGGCGGAACUGCCUAAUCUACAGAACUACUUUACAGUGGGCCAGUGGUUGAGAUGUUAUGUUCAAAAAAAUACAGCUUUAGACCCACAACAUAAGAAGAAACACAGAAUUGAGUUGUCGAUUGAGCCACCCAAGGUCAAUCAAUUAGAAGACGAGGACUUGUCUAAAAACUCAACUAUCCAAUGCUCUGUUAAAAGCAUAGAAGAUCAUGGUGCUAUUCUAGAUCUUGGUAUCAAAAAUAUUACAGGUUUCAUCUCCAAAAAGGAUUUUCCUGGUUCUAAUGAACUUUUAGCAGGGUCAGUCUUUUUAGCUAAUAUUGUAAAGAGAAGCGGAAGAACAGUUACCGUUAACUUUGAUUUUGCAUCGAAGAAGUGUAAGGUAUCUCAGAUAUCAUCAGUUGAUGCUGUGAUUCCUGGCCAAACUGUUGACUUUUUAUGCCAAAAAAUUACAAAUCAUGGUAUUGUUGGUAAAGCAUUUGGUUUAGUUGAUGGUUUCCUGGGCAUUUCUCAGUUGCAGUGUUUUUCCACAGAUAUUAUAAAAAAUAAGUAUCCCGUUGGAAAUAACAUAAAGUGCAGAAUUAUUGCAACUUUAACUACUAAAAACGGCAACAAGACAAUCCUUGUUUCUACGUUACCACAUGUUUUAUCAUUGAAUGAUACAUUGCUAGAGCAUGAGGCACUGCAGGCCUUUUCCGUCGGUUAUUUGUUAGAUUCCUGUAUGGUUGAGACCCGAGACCAGCAAUAUUUUUAUAUAAAGCUGUCCGAUGACAGGCUUGGGCAAGUGCAUAUUUCAAAAAUUGGCGAUGUUUUACCUGCAGGCAAUAUGAAGGCGAGGAUUAUAGGGUAUAAUACUAUUGAUGCAUAUUAUCAAUUGACUACCGAUCCAAAGAUGUUAGAGGUUGACUACUUAAGGUCAUUAGAUAUCCCUAUAGGGAAGAUUCUAACUAAAUGUGAAAUCACCUCUGUUUCUGAUAAAGGUAUAGAGCUAAAUUUGUAUGGCGGUCAAUUUAAGGCAUUUGUACCUCCUCUACAUAUAUCAGAUGUGAGAUUGGUGUAUCCGGAAAGGAAGUUUAAAAUAGGAUCUCAAGUCAAGGCUAGAGUAUUAAAUGUGGAUCAUAAGGGUCGUAUAUAUGCCACCUUAAAAAAAUCAUUAGUUUCGUACGAUGAUUCUAGCAUUCAAUUGAUUUCUUCAUUUGAAAAUGUCAAAAAUCUAGAAGCAGACGACCGUAAAACUCUUGGAACUGUAGAAAGUUUCAAGCCAGGUGGGUGCAUUGUCUCAUUAUUGGGCAACUUAAAAGCUUUUUUGCCAAACAGUGAAAUAUCUGAAGCUUUUGUAAAGAAAGCUCAGGAUCAUCUAAGAUUAGGUCAAACUGUCAUGAUUAAGGUGCUUGAAUGUAAUGAAGAUCGUCAAAGAAUUAUUGUGAGUUGUAAAGUUUCUUCAACUGCGGCAUCUCAACAACAGGAAGCAAUUGAAAAAAUGAUUGUUGGUAGAUCUAUUAUAGACGUUACAAUAGUUGAAAAGACCAAAGACUCUAUUGUUGCCGAAUCAAACGAUGCUGGGUUGCGCGGUGUUAUAUUUGUUGGUCAUUUAUCAGAUUCUAGGAUAGAACAAAACAGAGCAUUAUUGAAGAAGUUGAAAAUUGGUACAGGUUUAAGAGGUUUAGUGACAGACAAAGACACCAAGACUCGUGUUUUUAAUAUGACUUGCAAAAAAUCUUUAAUUAGGGAUGCUGAAGAAGAUCUACUACCUCUAAACUUUGAAAAGAUUAAGAACAAAGACAAGAAUUCUCCUAUGCAUGGUUAUGUCAAAUCUAUAUCUGAGAAGGGUAUUUUUGUUGCAUUUCAUGGCAAGUUUGUUGGUUUGGUUCUCCCUAGCUACGCUACUGAGAGUAGAGAUGUUGGCAUUUCUAAGAAGUUCUAUAUCAACCAGUCGGUCACUGUUUACCUUCUAAGAAUUGAUGAAGAAAACGAAAGAUUUUUGUUGACAAUGAAAGAACCCAAGCUUUCUACCAAUAAGGAAGAGCCAAAAGUUGUCGGAGCGCUUAAUCCUGUUGAUCAAAACAUUAAAUAUCUAUCAGAAUAUACCAUUGGCAGACUCACUAAAGCGAGGAUCAAUUCCAUUAAGAAGACGCAACUAAAUGUAGUUUUAGCUGAUAACCUUCAUGGCAGAAUCGAUGUUUCUGAGAUAUUUGAUAACUUUGAGGAGAUUGAGAACAUUUCUACACCAUUGGUUCCGUUCAAGAAAGGAGAUAUUAUUGAUGUAAGAGUUAUCGGAUUCCAUGACGCCAAAACACAUAAGUUCUUACCAGUUUCUCAUAGAAAUGGUAUUAACACUGUGCUGGAAUUAUCUGCGAAGAAAUCAGUAUUAAGCAAUGAGCACAGAAUUUUGAGCUUUAAAGAUGUCAAAGUUGGUGAUUCCUUGGUCGGUUUUGUCAACAACUUUUCUAAAGAUUUUGUUUGGCUGACCAUCUCCCAAUCUUUAAAGGCAAAAAUACCUAAUUUUGAGUUGUCUGAUGAAGGUGAUAUCUUUAAAUCUGAAAUUGACCAUACUUUCCCAUUGGGAUCUGCCUUAAAGGUCAAAGUCACUUCUUUGGAUAGUGAGCAUCGCACUGUAAAUGUUUCUGCUAGAUCAACUUCCAUCACUGUCAUCAAGGAUGUUGAAAUAGGAUCCACUCUCCCUGCACGUGUUGUAAAAGUUAGCAGUAGUUACUUGCUACUAGACUUAGGAAACAAAGUCACUGGUGUUGCAUUUGUUACCGAUGCUUUGGAUGAAUAUUCCCUAUCCUUGGAAACUGCUUUCGAGGGGAAAGUUGGUUCUAUUGUAUCCGCAACUGUUGUUGAUUGUGAUGUUGGAAACAAUAGAAUUAAUUUGUCUUUACGUGGUGGAAAGCCAAAGGACCGUGAUAUUACUUCUCAUACUGAUUUAAAGCGGGGUGAUGUGGUCCGUGGAUUCAUUAAGACAGUAACUGAAAAGGGUAUUUUUGUAUAUCUGAGCAGAUCAAUCCAAGCUUUCGUUCCGGUAAGCAAGUUGACAGAUGCCUAUAUCAAGGAAUGGAAGAAGUUUUAUAGACCAAUGCAGCCAAUUACUGCAAAGGUUGUCAAUUGCGCUGAUAAUUCCCACAUUUUAUUAACAAUGAAGGAAUCUGAAGUCAAUGGUGAUUUGCACAUUUUAAAGGGUUACAAUGAUAUUCAAGUUGGUGAUAUAUUUGAAGGCUAUGUCAAGAAUGUGACUGAUUUCGGGGUUUUUGUGAAGCUAGGGAACACAUUGAACGUUACUGGUUUGGCUCACAAGUCAGAGGUUUCUGAGGCUAAGGUUGAAGAUUUGCAUAAUUUAUUUGGCGAAGGUGAUAAAGUGAAGGCUAUUAUCUUGAAAACAAACCCAACAAAAAAGCAGAUUUCCCUGGGUCUAAAGGCUUCUUACUUCAAGAACGAGGUAGCUGAUGUUGUCGAGGAGGAACAGAUGAUCCCUUCUGAUCCUGAAAGCGAAGCAGAUGAAGUAAUGGAGGGCGUGGAUUACAACAACGAAUCUGAAAAUGAGUCCGAAGAACAGGAGUUAUCGAAAAAGGUGAUAUCAUCAUCUAAUGAUGGAUUGUCACUAAGUGCUGCAUUUGAUUGGACUGCGUCCGUUCUAGAUCAAGCAGGAGAAGUAGAAGAAUCAAGUGACGAAGAGGAGGACUUUACAUCAAAAAAAUCCAAGAGAAACAAGAGGAAAACCAAAGUGUCUGCGGACAAGACCAUUGACAUUAAUACGAGAGCCCCUGAAUCUGUUGCUGAUUAUGAACGUUUGAUCAUGGGUAACCCCAACUCUUCUGUAAUUUGGAUGAACUACAUGGCUUUCCAAUUGCAAUUAAGUGAAGUAGAUAAAGCCCGUGAACUUGGUGAACGAGCAUUAAAGACAAUUAACUUUAGAGAAGAAGCAGAGAAGUUGAAUAUAUGGAUUGCAAUUUUGAAUUUAGAAAAUACCUUCGGAUCAGAAGAGACUCUAGAAGGGAUGUUCAGAAGAGCCUGUCAGUACAUGGAGUCAUUCACUAUACAUAUGAAGCUGAUAAGCAUUUACACAAUGAGUGAAAAGUUCGAUAAGGCCAAUGAACUAUAUAGCUCAACAGCCAAGAAGUUCGGUUCUGAAAAGGUCUCCAUUUGGGUCUCAUGGAGUGAGUUCUUGCUGGUCCAAGGUAGAAAAGAGGAAGCCCAUGCCAUUUUGGCUAAAGCCUUAAAUGUACUACCGAAACGUAACCAUAUUGAGAUUGUAAGAAAAGUUGCCCAGUUGGAAUUUAGCAAGGGAGAGCCGGAACAAGGUCGCUCUCUAUUCGAAGGGUUACUCGCAGAUGCCCCAAAGCGUAUUGAUCUAUGGAAUGUCUACAUCGACCAAGAAAUCAAGCUUCUAGACAAGAAGAAGGUCGAAAACCUAUUCGAACGUGUCAUCACCAAGAAAAUUUCUAGAAAACAGGCCAAGUUCUUUUUCAAUAAAUGGCUACAGUUUGAAGAAUCUCAAGAUGACCAGCGUACCGCUGAAUACGUCAAAGCUAAGGCAGCCGAAUAUGUUCAAAAACAUCAGUCUUCCCAUGAAGAAGAAUAA